Musca domestica (house fly) is the source of this 1097-nucleotide messenger RNA. RefSeq names its product isochorismatase domain-containing protein 1-like. The record is from RefSeq and is a predicted model, not a curated record. The transcript is spliced from 5 exons. Lineage: Eukaryota; Metazoa; Arthropoda; Insecta; Diptera; Muscidae. Gene Ontology annotation, cellular component: cytoplasm. Bases 263 to 865 code for a protein of 200 amino acids.
AUUUUGGUUUCCCACGCGUUCAUUCGAUUUGCUCUUCACAACCGAACAAAGCGCGCGCACAAGCAGAUUGGUUUGGUUGGUUGGUUUUUGUGAGUUUUGUGAAAUUGGAAAUUGGAAGGAAUUGGACACAUUGGACAUUGGUUGAACCAACCUAUAUUGGAAAGCAUAAGCUAUAAGACACAGAUUUGGCUGGAAAAAAGGAUCAGGGAUCACGUACGUACAGAAUCUGCAGAACUACGCUUUCCAGUAAUUUAAUUACACCAUGACAUCGCGUUUACGUCACUUGAACCCGAAGAAAACUCUGUUCUUGUUGUGUGAUAUACAGGAAAAGUUUCGUCCUGGAAUGCCACUAUUUUCUAAUGCCGUGGUGAAUGCAUCGAAAUUGACAAAAGCCGGCAAAGAGUUGAACAUACCUUUGAUCUGUACCGAACAUUAUCCAGAAAGAUUAGGGAAAAUUGUUUCAGACAUCGACGUUAGUCAUGCAAAGGCAGUAUUUCCAAAAACUCGAUUCAGCAUGAUUAUACCCGAAUUGGAGGCCAAAGUGAAGGAAAUUUUUGGUGAUAAACCCGAUGAUGUUGUGCUCUAUGGAUUAGAGUCUCAUAUAUGUGUUGAGCAAACCGCUAUUGAUCUAUUGGAAAAGAAAAUCAAUGUAUUCCUUGUUGCGGAUUGUUUAAUUUCUCGCCUUAAUCAGGAUCGUGAUUUGGCCAUAGAAAGAUUGCGCAAUGCCGGUUGCGUUGUAACAACAAGUGAAAGCGUUAUUUUUGAUUUGAUGGGUGAUAAGAAUCAUCCUAAAUUUGAUGUGGUUCGUAAAUUUGUUAAUACGCCCUCAGCCGAUAUGCAAUUGGCCAAAGCUGCAAAGCUAUAAAAUGAGUUGAAAGUGCCUUUCUGUAAUGGAUUCCGGUCGAACAUUAUAAAUAUAUAAUUUAAUCAUUGGAGUGCCAAACCCUUUUUUUGUAUGACAACCAAACCUAUACAUAUUAAAGAGAUGCUAUUUGUUUUAAACAUUUGUAUAAAGUGAUGUAAAAGUUAAACGAGUAUAUAUUAUUGCAUUUAUAAUUCGAUUAUAUAAAAUUAAAUAUACACAUUCAUAUGGUAAA